Molecule: messenger RNA, 1762 nt
Organism: Pipistrellus kuhlii (Kuhl's pipistrelle)
Lineage: Eukaryota; Metazoa; Chordata; Mammalia; Chiroptera; Vespertilionidae
Gene: CCDC71
Product: coiled-coil domain containing 71
Exons: 2
Coding region: 182-1540 (452 amino acids)
Source: RefSeq, a predicted model, not a curated record
UCAAGGGUCACCAGGGCGGGCCAGGUCCCGGAAGCGGAAGCGCAGCGCACUUCCGGCGCCCAGCGAGCGGCCAUGUUGGAGCAGCGGAGGCGGCGCAGAGGUGCGUCCUGGGUCCCCGCGGCGGCGCCGGUGCCGAGCGCUGGUGUGCAGAGAACCCCGUCAGCCCUGCAGUGCCAAUGCCAUGAGCGUGGCGCAGCAUGUGGAAGAGAAAGCUGUGCACGCGUGGUCCCGGAUCUCCACGGCAGGGAAGAAGGCCCUGGAAGAGGCGCUGCUGGUCUUUAACCCCAUGAGCCAGGAUCUGAGCGCCACAGAGGCCCAGCUGGUGGCCUUCCUGCAGGGCCUGCGAGAUGAUGGCUUCCAGCCUACCAUCCUGCGCAGCGGUGACGUCUACGGCUACAGUUCGUGCACGGCCAAACCCCCAAGCCAGACGAAGCUGCAUGCUCGCGCCCCCAUCCCAGCCACCACGUCACCUCCAGCCGGUGCUCCCCGAGCUGCGAUGCGGCUGCCUGCCGGCCCGGCCACGCUGCUUCCCGUGCCGCUGUCUGGCAGGCUGGCCAAAGCGUCCACACCAGCCCUUCCCAAGCAUGCUACCACCAACCUGCUCCUGAGCUCCCUGAAGGAGUCCAGUGCCAGCCAUGCCCGGGGCACAGCAGUGGGCUUCCCCACCCACCUCUAUCCAGGUGUCUACCCUGCCAUGCGGCUCUCCGUUGUCCUCGAGGCCCUGGUUCCACUCAAGACUCCCAUGCCCCACUUGGGUGCCAAGCACAAGACACAGCCCCUGCAGCUCUCCCUCGCGGACUCUCCCCUGAAGCUGCAGAAAGGCCCGGGAAAGGGCCUGGGGCUUCCUAGGAAAGUCACAAGCAAGAGCCCUAAGUGUGUGAUUCGCAGAGGCCCCAGGGCUGGACCCCAAGAAAGCGCUGGGCUUCAGAGCAAGACCUGCAAAGCCACCGGGUCCCUCCUUGGCCCACAAACAAAAGGUGUCUCUGCCUCGAGCACCAAGACAGCCCAGGCCAAGGCGGCUCAGACACUGGCCAGAGCUGUCUGUGCCCAGGCCAAGGUGGCUCACACCCAGGCUAAAGCUGCCAAGGCCCGGGCAAAGACGAAGGCAGUGGAGGUCAAGGCCAAGGCCACAUGUGCCAAGGCCAAAGCAGCAUGGAUCAAGGCCAAAGCCCAGGCGGCGCGGGCCAAGGCCAAGGCUGCUCGGACCCAGCCCAGGGGCCGGGGCCGGGACUGUGUGAAAGGCUCUGUUCAGGCCAGGACCGCAAGGAAAGGCCCGAAAAGCAGCCCUGGGGCUGGGGGGCAGAAGAGGAAAAGGACUGAGGAGGCAAAAGACCUUCCCCGGAAGAGGACGCGGCUGGGGGCCCGCGGCCCUAAGGCACGGGUACGUCCUGGGACAUCCGAGCUCCUGAAGUUCCAGGCCAUCAACGUGGACAGGCGAUCCUCGGACGACGAAGUGCGGCGGCAGGCCCAGCGCGCCCUCCGUGUGAACCUGUCCCCCGUGGUCCGCCUCCAGCCCCUGUUGCCCUCCCCGGUGCCCUGACCUCUCCCCGGCCCGGUUCGGGGACUGGCCGGCUGUCCCUGUGGUCGGGCACAGUGCAAUGCCGUGGACUCCACAACCUUGAGGACUGGGGGCGCCUCUCCAGGGCCUGCAGGCCACUAGCCUUCCAGACAGGAGGGUGGGGGCCGGGGGACAAUGCACUGUGACUUGCUGCUCUUCAGGUUGUAUGUCCACGUUCCAUCCAUCACGUUUUAUACCUUUCCA